CCGCGUAGAAGUCCGUUUUUCAAUUUUGGCUUGGGCUAAGAAGUCCGUUAGUGAGGAAGAAAAGUUAGAGAGAGAAUCUAGAGAGAGAAACAACUCGGAGAGAAAAUCUAGAGAGAGAGAAUUCGAAUGAGAUAGAAACUGAGGAGGGCGAGAGUCCAGAACCAGAAGUAAGAGAGAGAAAGAUGAGAGAGAGGAGGAGGAAUUAGUUAGGAGAGAGAAUCUAGGAGAUAGAGUGGUGAUGCAGAGAAAAAGCACCAGCAGAAGAGGAACAAGUGGAAGAAGAAGAAGCAGAGUAGAAUCGAAAGUCUUUGGCUUGCAAGCUGUGAGAAGACUACUACACAAACGAUGUGUUCACUAGAGAAACAAAACCCACCAAACCCUCCAUUGAAGAGAGGUCCAAGCUGGUCAAACCUCUGGUUCAAGAACAAGAAAACUCUCAACCAAGUGGUCUUCGCUAUGCACCUCCAGUCCCUCACCAACAACCCACCCAAAAACAAUCACACUCCUGAACCCGAUAAAACCCUAAUCUUUGACACCUCAAAGGUCGCCGAUCGAACCUCCCUGUUGUCCGACGAGCUUCUUCUCCGAAUCCUCUCGAAACUUCCUGAUUCGCAAAGAAACUCGAAUUCUCUCGUCUCCAAACGGUGGUUGAAUCUUCAGGGUCGUCUUGUUAGGUCACUGAAGCUUCUAGACUGGGACUUCCUCAUAUCGGGUCGAUUGUUCUUGCGAUUCCCAAAUCUCACGCAUGUUGAUUUGGUUCAUGGAUGUGUUAAUUCCCCUCGAAAUUCAGGUAUUCUAUUGACUCAUAAAUCAGUGACUUUUCAUAUCGAUUCCAAUACUUGGUCUGGAGGGUUUAUACCAGAAAGAUACAUAUCAUCUGUUGAGAAAAUUGAUUUGGGUUUAAAAGCUUUAGCUAAUGGGUGUCCCAAUCUGCGAAAGCUUAUGGUUAUUAAUGCUAGUGAAGUUGGAUUGUUGAGUGUGGCUGAGGAGUGUCCCACAUUGCAAGAAUUGGAGUUGCAUAGGUGUAGUGAUCAAGUGUUGCGCGGAAUUGCGGCGUGCCAGAACCUUCAGAUAUUGAAAUUGAUUGGAAAUGUUGAUGGGUUUUAUUGUUCUUUGGUCUCAGACAUUGGUUUGACCAUAUUGGCACAAGGGUGUCAGAGGUUGGUGAAGCUUGAGCUAAGUGGAUGUGAAGGGGGCUAUGAUGGGAUCAAAGCAAUUGGACAGUGUUGUCAAAUGCUCGAAGAGUUGACUCUUUGUGAUCAUAGGAUGGAGGGUGGGUGGCUGUCAGCUCUUCAGUAUUGUGAAAAUUUAAAAACAUUGAGGUUUCAAUCAUGCAAGACUAUUGAUUGUGAUCCUGAGCCGGAUGAGCAUUUGGGUUCUUGCCCGACCCUCCAACGAUUACAAUUCGAGAGGUGCCAAUUAAGGGACAAGAGGAGUGUGAAAGCAUUGUUUCUUGCAUGUCAAGGGGUGAGGGAGACUGUUUUCCAGAACUGUUGGGGAUUGAAUGAUGACAUGUUCAGCAUUGCAAGUAUUUGCAGGAAGGAAUAAAGUAGCAACUAAAUGCAGUAUGAUAUGGAAUGGAGAAGAUGUCGAAAUUGCAUAGUUCCCAUUUUAGUAUUUGGCUGCAGACCUGGUAAAUUUUAUGUUUUAGUUUUUGUUAUCAUUCCUUGACGGAAAUGGAAUGUCAAUUUGAAUAUUCGUGGCGAGGGUUGUGGAUUCCAACUUCAUUGGCUUACCAGACAAUGAUCGGGAAUGCAAAGCAAAAAUGGGCAUUUGAGUCCAUUCCUUCCUACUAAACAUUACUUUAGCCUUUUUUUUUCCUUACAAUAACAACCACCAAGACUUUUUCCUAACUAUUUGGGAUUGGACUUUAGCCCUUUUUCUUAAUUUUGUAAUUUGUAUGAAGGAAUGUCUUCCUUGAUUGAACUGUAAUUAUUUCCAUUACCAGUAAUAUUUCAUUCUUACUAAGACAAACUUCUGCUAUACUACUGAUUAGAUCAGAUGUAUGGUUUUAUUAUAUGCUUAUGACAUCUAAAUUCCACCCCUGUAAUACUUGUUGUAGCUUUGUAUGAUUGGUAUGAUGGAUAAAUGAAAUUGAAGCAAUUGUGAAGUGAUCCAAAGGUCAUUAUCCAGUUGGUUCUUGCCAAUGCAAGUUUAAUGGGAGGGGGUUGUUAAAUACGGAUUUAAACUGUGGCAGCUUUGGCAUUAACUUUUGUUCAAAUGGCUGAUCAUAGAAGCCCUAAUGCUCUCUCAAAUUAUAAGGACUGCAUAAUUUUGGUGCAACUAAUUUUGCACUAACGCACGGAGAGAGAGCAUUUGAGAAUCAGUCUGUUCUAGAAACCAUUAGAUCUACAUUCUCAUUCAAUGAUUUACUGUAGAGCUAUAACAAUGUCUAAUCACAUCUUUGCCUCUUCUUGCUGCCUAACUUUCAAGAACUAACCACUUUCUAUUUAUCUGUUAAGGAAAAAAAUGUACAUCAUUAAGGUCAUGCACAGCAAAUUCAUGAGAAUCAGAUUAUUACAUUGAAUCAAGAACACUAAGUACUUAAUAUUUUGCAGUUUAUUUUAACUUUGUUUGAUAGGAAACUCACUGGCUUUAUCUUCUUUUCAGGAGGGUGAAGUUCCUAUCUUUAGAAAGCUGCACAUCUCUAACAACUCAAGGUCUAGAGUCUGUAAUUCUUUCUUGGAA
Molecule: messenger RNA, 2688 nt
Organism: Cornus florida
Lineage: Eukaryota; Viridiplantae; Streptophyta; Magnoliopsida; Cornales; Cornaceae
Product: F-box protein At5g51370-like
Exons: 2
Coding region: 346-1548 (400 amino acids)
Biological process (GO): SCF-dependent proteasomal ubiquitin-dependent protein catabolic process
Cellular component (GO): SCF ubiquitin ligase complex
Molecular function (GO): protein binding
Source: RefSeq, a predicted model, not a curated record